AAAAUGUUCCAGUCUGGUCCUUCCAGACACUGUCAGGCUUCUGAGGGGUAACCAAAGGUUAGGGUGACAGGCACAGCUUUCUGGAGGUUUCCUCAGCAAGUUUCCUCUGCACUUGUCCACCGUUCUUGCCAUUGCCAUGGAGAUGACACCGUGUAGAGAAGCUUGUAAGAGAUCUCAGACACCAGUGAACCCACUGAAGACCAUCAUACCCAUCAAUGCCAGCAAGAACAAAGUGGUGGAUAAGCAGCUGAACCUGCUGGUCUUCUCCUGGUGGCAGAGGCAGCAAGAUCAAGUGCAGCUGUCCCCUGCAUGCUCCUGUGACCACAACCAGGAAUCACAAACAGCCGCCAAGGAGCCACAGUCAACACUGACCAACAUCCACACCAACUCCCUCAUCCCAUUCUACAGUGCGGUGAAGCCCACCUGUGGCUACCGCUUCUCGAGGGACACUGACCACAGGCGCAAGACCAUUGGUAUUCCUACCAGCAACCCAGUCAUGUGGAAAAAUAACAUUCCUACAUCUGCAUCAGCUCAGCAAAAAUCUGCCCCAAAAUAAAGACACCAAGUUGA
Molecule: messenger RNA, 570 nt
Organism: Alosa sapidissima (American shad)
Lineage: Eukaryota; Metazoa; Chordata; Actinopteri; Clupeiformes; Clupeidae
Exons: 2
Coding region: 137-556 (139 amino acids)
Source: RefSeq, a predicted model, not a curated record